AUGAGACUUUUGGCUGCUUCCUUCUUUGCUCUCUGGGCCGUGGGGAAUGCUGCACCGAGCAGCGUUUCCAAUCCUAAGGCCCACGUCCGCAAUGGUACCUACGUUGGGGUGAGAAAUGCGAAUUACCAGCAAGAUUUCUUUUUAGGUAUGCCGUAUGCCCAGCAGCCUGUGGGAAAUUUGCGAUUCAAAGUUCCCCAAUCUUUGAAUGAGAGCUGGGAGGGGGAGCGCGAUGCAAAGGAGUACUCAAAUAUCUGUGUCGGAUACGGCUCGGACUCUAUUUGGUAUCCGAUGUCUGAAGCUUGUCUCACCAUAAAUGUCAUCCGCGGUUCGUCGGUCGAUGAGAGCUCGAAGCUGCCUGUUGGUGUGUGGAUACAUGGGGGUGGAUUCUACAUGGGCUCAGGCUCUGACGAGCGCUAUAACAUGUCUGCUAUCGUUGCAAACUCGUACGAAAUUGGCAAACCCUUCAUCGCCGUUUCGCUCAACUACCGCCUUUCUGCAUGGGGCUUCUUGAGUUCUCAGGAAGUCGUUGACAGUGGGAACACCAAUAUCGGGCUCAGAGACCAAAGAUUGGCGCUCCAAUGGAUCCAAGAGAAUAUUGCGGCGUUUGGAGGCGACCCGGCCAAAGUCACCAUCUGGGGAGAGUCCGCUGGAGGAAUGUCUGUUGGCUAUCAUCUGACAGCGUACGACGGCAGAGACGAUGGUCUCUUCCGCGGAGCUAUUAUGCAAUCUGGUGGCUCAAUAUCCGUUAGUCCAGCCAGCUACACGGUGUUCCAAGGCUUCUACGAUGAUCUUGUAUCGAAAGUUCAAUGCUCAGACGCUAAAGACACGCUGCAAUGUCUGCGUGAAGUUCCCUUUGAGACGUUGAAUGCCGCGCUCAACGGUACUGGCGGCUUACCCAACUAUAGAUUUGCCCCCGUGGUUGACGGGGAUUUCAUCCCGGAUCGCGGCAGUGUCCUCUUGAAGGAACACAAAUAUGUCAAAGUCCCCAUCAUUGCUGGUACGAACACAGACGAGGGGUCAGUGUUUGGUCCCUCUGGAAUCAAUACCACGGAGCAAUUCUACGAGUACCUCACAGAUGCCAAAUAUGGAGGGACAAUCAAGCUCACUCAUCCAGUAGCAAAGCAAAUCCUACGGCUCUAUCCUGACGACCCGUCCCAAGGUAUCCCUGAGUAUCUUGGAUCCCAACGUGUGCCAUCCAUGGGCUAUCAAUGGCGACGUACAUCUGCCUACGCAGGGGAUGUGAUGAUGCACGCCAUCCGCCGCCGACAAUGUGAAGCGUGGACAGAGACAUCAACGCCGGCGUACUGCUACCGCUUCAAUGUCCACGCGGCAGACGUUCCUCUACUCCUGGGAGCCACCCACUUUGAGGAGGUGGCGUUUGUUUUCAACAACAUCGAGGGACUUGGCUAUCAUGGUGGUAAACCGUUUGACGGCACGCCUGAGUCAUACAAGCAGCUCAGCAAGCUGAUGACGAGCAUGUGGGCUUCAUUCAUCCACGACUUGGAUCCAAACUCGGGCAUCAAGAACUCCCCCGUGCACUGGGAUCCGUACGGCAGAAGAAAGCCAGUCGACUUGCUCUUCGAUGCCAAUGUUACGAGCCACAUGGAGCCCGACACAUGGCGGAAGAAGGGGAUUGACUAUAUCAAUUCCAAGGCUGAUGUUUAUGGGCGAUGA
Molecule: messenger RNA, 1674 nt
Organism: Aspergillus lentulus
Lineage: Eukaryota; Fungi; Ascomycota; Eurotiomycetes; Eurotiales; Aspergillaceae
Product: carboxylesterase/lipase family protein
Molecular function (GO): carboxylic ester hydrolase activity
Source: RefSeq, a predicted model, not a curated record